AUUCGUUAAAAUAGAUCACUAACAUCAGAUUUGCUAUGUCAAGUUCCAACGGUCUUGGACCGUCGGAUCGCUUGUCAUAUGUGUUGGCAAAUCAGUUAUCAACUGACAGUAUUUCUGAAUUACUGGAGAAUACGGUGUUGCGACCGCCAUCUGAAAAUCCAUCUAAUUCACAGUUAUUUCAUCGUUUUUUGGAGUUAGUAACGUCAGAAUGUAGUAGUGGUAGUAGAUUCCAUUGUGGCGGCCCGGAGUCGUGUUGCGCGCCUUGCCGUGUUCUUCAUCAUCAUAUAAAGACGUAUGUAGAUGUGGCUACAUUGGAUGAGAUCCAAUCGCUUAGGAAGGAGUGUGGUUUAUGUGGUUAUGUGUAUUGCAACAGUCGUUUAAUCCGUGGAAGUAAGGGUGGAUCUGGGAGUUCCACUUUUAAGAUUGAUUUGUCUUCGCAGCGUGUGUUUCGUCGCGAUGUGUACGAUUCAUUUUGCAGUUCAGUAUGUAUAGAUAAGAAUGAGGAUGUAACUGCUGCUGCAUCAAAUUCUCCAAUGGAGACAGGUGUAAUAACGCCUCGCGCCGUUCGCAAUUCCAGUACUAAAUCUCUGCAAACGCUGGUUAGUGGCAUGCUUAAGUUAGCUUCCUGCGAAAGGUUGGUUGAGCCGAGCAAAGUCAAUAGGGUUACGGUGCCUACACCGGUUUAUCGUGGUCAUGAUCCCGAGAUGCUCAACGACAAAUGUGUGAUGUUUAAUUACAAGUCUAUAUCUGACGUUCGUCAUGUACGAUUUGCGGAACCCCUUGAAUCUGUUGAGUGUAUUUCACCACGUCGAAUUGUGGAGUUAUCUGCUCCGUCAGACGAUAUAUCAGUAGAUCCCUCUUCUGUAGCGAGUGCUGUUAGUGACUCUGAUGUUACUAAGAAUGCAGUGAAAGAUGGUUAUCUUGAUAACAGUGAUUUGUAUGACUUGUCUGAGAUCUCCAAACCUCGUGUGUCCUUAUUAAAGUGUUUGAAUUUAUUUUCUAUAUUGUGGUAUACCCUGAGCACUUGCAUAACUUAUAAGACUCGAGAGUAUUUGAAUGUUGGUAAUGUUACUGGCUGCAGUUUUGACGACAAGAGCCGUGCUUGGUAUAAAGCUCUUCUUGUUUACGUCCCCGAGGUUUUAUUGCCUACUUUAUCUGAGCCUUUGCAAUGCUUGGUUUCUACAUUUCGCAUUGGUAAGAACACUCCUGAAUUGGAGAGCCACCAUUUCCGUGUUUUAUCUCACGUUUUACUUUACGUGUUACUGCGUGAUGGCGACCGCGUUCUCACCUUUGUAUCGAAUCGUGGUGAUUUGGAGCGCUUGCUGCGUGAGGUGGAAGACUAUUUAACGAAGUCCUGUAUGCUGCAGUCAGAUUCUAUAUCAGUUCUUUAUGAGCUAUUUACAGAAUGCGAAUAAACGUUU
Babesia bovis T2Bo is the source of this 1421-nucleotide messenger RNA. RefSeq names its product Rtr1/RPAP2 family protein. The transcript is spliced from 2 exons. Lineage: Eukaryota; Apicomplexa; Aconoidasida; Piroplasmida; Babesiidae. The record is from RefSeq and is a predicted model, not a curated record. The coding region runs from base 36 to 1415 and encodes 459 amino acids.